AUGGCAGACGAUAUUGUAUUUGAACUACUACAUUCGGAAAUUAUAAAUUAUGCUUUAGAACAAGUUAAGGAUGUUACUAAGACUAAGGACACAGAUUUAUCUGUUGUGGAGUAUAUCGGCUUUGCUGCAGGAUAUAAAAUUAUGGAAAGACUAACCAGAGAAUGGCCAAGAUUUAAAGAUGAAUUAGACACAAUGAAGUUCAUCUGUACCGACUUUUGGACAUGUAUUUAUAAGAAGCAGAUAGAUAAUUUACGGACCAAUCACCAGGGAGUAUAUGUAUUACAAGAUAAUGCAUUUCGUUUCCUUACAAACUUCUCUAAUGGACAGCAGUACUUAGAAUUUGCACCUAGGUAUGUUGCUUACACCUGUGGAUUAAUAAGAGGUGGGUUAGCCAAUCUUUGCAUCAAUAGUGUUGUAACAGCUGAAGUUCAGGCAAUGCCUUCAUGUAAAUUUCAUAUUCAUGUCCAGAGAACUUAA
This is a messenger RNA of Pieris macdunnoughi, 477 nucleotides long. The record is from the annotation of a GenBank genome assembly. Lineage: Eukaryota; Metazoa; Arthropoda; Insecta; Lepidoptera; Pieridae.